Molecule: messenger RNA, 1020 nt
Organism: Debaryomyces fabryi
Lineage: Eukaryota; Fungi; Ascomycota; Pichiomycetes; Serinales; Debaryomycetaceae
Gene: PTC4
Product: type 2C protein phosphatase
Exons: 1
Coding region: 1-1020 (339 amino acids)
Biological process (GO): protein dephosphorylation
Molecular function (GO): protein serine/threonine phosphatase activity; cation binding
Source: RefSeq, a predicted model, not a curated record
AUGGGCCAAUUAUUAUCACAUCCAAUUGAGGAUAAAACCAUGGAGCAUAAGUCAUAUGAUACAAUUACGUAUUGCAUAGGACUGAUGCAAGGGUAUAGAAUGAGUAUGGAAGAUGCUCAUAAUGUGAAGGUGAAUGAGGAUGAAUCCCUUGCUGUGUUUGGUGUUUUCGAUGGUCAUGGUGGGAAGGCAUGCGCUGAAGUUGUGAGUGACAAGCUACCAACUAUGGUUUUUAGAGAUUUGAGUCGUUUGUUGAGGAACGAGAAUAGAGAGCUAGCAUCAUACAUGAAAGUACUAAAGGAUUCGUUUUUUAAGAUUGAUCGAGAUCUAACGAAUGAGGACUCAUCCAAUUGUGGUACAACUGCGAUUAUCGCAUCAAUUAUAGCCAAUGAGUACAUAAUUGUGUCCAAUGCUGGUGAUUCAAGAUGUAUAAUGUCUUUAGAAGGGGGUGCACCUAAGACUUUAUCGUUUGACCAUAAACCGUCCACCAUGGGAGAAAGAGUGAGAAUUGAAAACAGUGGGGGAUAUGUCGUGAAUGGCAGGGUGAACGAGAUUUUAGCAUUAUCUAGAGCAUUUGGCGACUUUAAAUUCAAAUUGCCCUACAUGGAUAUGCUGAAUAACCAAAACAGAUAUAUUGCAGCGAAUAAGAAAUAUUUUAAACAUGAUUUAAUUCAUUUACCGCCUGAAUUGUUUCUGGUCAGUGUGGAACCGGAUGUGGUAGUUUAUGACUUGAAGAGCUUAAAGCAACCCGAGUUUGUUGUUUUAGCAUGUGAUGGAAUUUGGGACUGUUAUACUAAUACUAAGUUAAUAAAGAUCAUAAGAGACAAGCUAAGCUUGGACUGGAAAAUACAUCAUAUAACAGAAUUCAUUUUGAAUGAUUGUGUUGGAAUGGCUAACAAUGUGACAGGCAUAGGUUUUGACAACAUGACUAUUAUAAUUGUUGCUGUACACCAUAAUAGUAAUAUUGAUGAGUGGUAUGCAACUAUGAAAAACCGAGUUUUAAAAGAGAAGGGACUUCUUUAA